UUUAAAAGGAUUAAAAUUCAUCGAUCAUUUUUUCAGAAAUCCAAAAUGGAGGGAUGUUUUCCAAAGAUGAUGAAGUUUCUUCUCUUUACGACAAAUUUUAUUGUUUUUAUAUUGGGUUUGGUAACACUAGGGUUCGGGUGCUGGAUUCUCGUGGAUAAACCUUCCUUCCUCAACCUUUUCACAGAUGCUGAAAGUAUUCUGGCUGAAAAUGAUAUUGAAGUGGCUGGGUUUGAUCUGGGGAUCUAUGCCGGGGCCCCCAUCCUUCUCAUCAUCAUCGCUAUCCUCGUUGUUGUCAUUUCAUUCUUCGGCUGCUGCGGGGCAUUCAAGGAGAACAGGUGUAUGCUGACUACCUACUUCGUUCUCAUUCUUGCAAUUUUUAUCGGAGGCAUUGUCGGAGCUGUUCUCAUUUUCCAGGGUACAUUGGAUACUCAGAUUAAAGAUCCUCUUCUAAACUCUAUCAAGUACUACAAUGAUGAAGCUAAGGACGAUACGAGCGAACUUGCAUUUAAAAAAGUGUGGAACGAAGUACAGAAGGAGCUGAGAUGCUGCGGAGUAAACAAUGCUACAGACUGGAACUCUGCACUAACUCCUAACUGGGAAGCUGGAAAUAAACCUGUUGGCUGUUGCUUUUACUCACGAAAUAAAGACGCAGAAAAUACAGCAGAAGAAAUAAAAGUGUGUAGGGAGGCGCCUUAUAACGAGAAUGACAAAUAUUACUUUCAGGGUUGCUACACUGUUAUUGAAAAUGAAAUUACAGGACAACAAAACAAGAUUUUCGGGGCAGCUAUGGGGACCAUUGCUGUUAUGUUCUUGAACAUGCUGUUUUCCUUUGCCCUUUGCGCUAUGGUGGAUUAAGGAUUGAAGAAGAAAGCUCUUCCUGGGGCGUACACAAGGUUGCCGAUCUUUAAACCCCCCUUUAAUAACUUCUUUUUCAUACCAUUCUACAAAUGAUUCAGACUGAUUCCAAAAACUUAACAUUUUUUGGUCCAAAUAUUUUUUUGGCCAAAAUUCUUCUAAUCCCAGAUUUCCUUGUACGCCCCUAACAGAUAAUCAGCUGUAACCCAACUAUCAGCGAAUAUUUUAUCAGAUUUGAAUCAUAAACGGCUGAUUUAUUAUCAUCCAGUUAAUUUAAAACAAUAUUUACCAAUAUAAUUAUAAAAAAAAUAGAAAUUAACUUAAAUAUUUGAAUUAGGCAACAUUUUCUUAUCUUUUUUUUUCAUAAAUCAAAUCCUUUGCAGUUUUAUCUUUAACCAAAGCAGGAAUUUCUUACCUUUUAUAUAUUCAUACUUAUACAAAUACAUUCCUCAGUUGUUUGAUCAAUAUAAAGAUAACACACUGUAAAAAAUGUCAAAUUUUCAUCAACUAUUUGUUAGAGCACAGAGCCAAAUUCAACUAUAUGUAGUAUUAUUCUUAAAAUUUUGUUAGAUGAAAUUUAUUAUUCAUCAACAUUUGAAGAAUCAAGAUUGAAAAUUUGACAUUUCUUAAAGUGCAAUGACUGAAUUUAAUUGAUUUGAGCUGAGUCGGUGAACUUGUACCUAUUCUUUAUCACCGAUUUAAAGUUAAAAAAAGAUUCACGAGGAUUUGAAUCAGUGAUUCAGGAUGUUAACCGGCGUUAGGUAGUUCAGUGGCCUCUCUCCAAUUUAAUAAAUUCGUUUUAGUGUUAAUUUCUUAAUAUCUAAGUUAUUUAUGCAGAGGCCCAGCACACAAACUCUCCGCCCAUAAAGAGUUAAAAACACAGUGAGACUGAACAAAAAAGAAUCCUUGCUGUGUUGGGCAUCUGUCUCUAUUUAUUGUAUUUUGAGAAAUAAGCAUUUUUAAGAAAUAAAUGUUUUUUGAUAAUAAAUUUUUUUUAACAGA
Eurytemora carolleeae is the source of this 1857-nucleotide messenger RNA. RefSeq names its product leukocyte surface antigen CD53. Gene Ontology annotation, cellular component: membrane. The transcript has 11 exons. The record is from RefSeq and is a predicted model, not a curated record. The coding region runs from base 46 to 855 and encodes 269 amino acids. NCBI's taxonomy places the organism in Eukaryota, Metazoa, Arthropoda, Copepoda, Calanoida, Temoridae.